Girardinichthys multiradiatus is the source of this 5644-nucleotide messenger RNA. Its product is annotated as protocadherin Fat 4. The coding region runs from base 60 to 4877 and encodes 1605 amino acids. The record is from RefSeq and is a predicted model, not a curated record. Gene Ontology annotation, cellular component: plasma membrane. Gene Ontology annotation, molecular function: calcium ion binding. Gene Ontology annotation, biological process: homophilic cell-cell adhesion. The transcript has 30 exons. NCBI's taxonomy places the organism in Eukaryota, Metazoa, Chordata, Actinopteri, Cyprinodontiformes, Goodeidae.
AUUCAGCUGAUCAGCUCAGUGUCAGUUGUCAGGGGCUGGGAAACCACAACCGCACCGACAUGGACUGCGUUGGUUUGAGUCGGAUAUGCGUUGUUCUUGUUGUCUUUUGGCUACAUGUCGUUACUGGAAGUCCAAUAGUUACUACAACCAUAAACUGUGGUUCACAGUCUCCUGCCAUAAGUUUUGGUCCCGUGGAUGAAGGAUAUUCAGGGGAUGUGGAGCUGGUGGAUGGGAUUGAACCUGGUACAAGUGUGACACUGGAGAGUGACCCUUUUCCUGAACACCUUGAGUUUCUGGAGUUGAACUUCACACUAGGACAGACCACAGCAACUGUUCGCACCAAAAACCCACUCGACACCGAUGUCCCAACUAUGAAUGAUAGAGUCUUGUACUACUCUUUGGUGUGUGGCAAUGCUAAUAAGUACAAAAACUCCCGCAGGCUGAGUAUAAAUGACAUCAAUGAUAACAGCCCAACAUUUGAUCAGAAGUUAUAUGCCCAAAGUAUUUCAGAGAUUCACAUAGUGAACACUGAGGUUCUUCGAGUGAGGGCUGUGGAUGCAGACAGCAGCCCUGAAUUCAACCUCCUGACAUAUUCCUAUGAACCACAAACAGCAGACUUUUCCCUAACAAACUCCGGGGCGUUUAUACUACUGAGACGUCUAAACUACAAUGUAGUCCCAACAUACAAUUUUAUUGUCACUGCCAGGGACAGAGAUGGGAAGAAUGACACAACCUCAGUUGAGAUUACUAUAAAUGACUUUGAUAACUUAAAUCCCUAUUUCAGCCACAGUCUGUACCAGGCUGUUAUUCUGGAGAAUGAGAAUGGAAAUCUCAAUAAAAUAACACCAGAGGCAAUAAAGGCCCAAGAUGGAGACACUGGAAUCAACAUGACUGUAACAUACAGCAUCACUUCAGUCUCUCCUGUCAAGUACCAAAAAAACUUUAAGAUCAACUCUGACACUGGAGUUCUGUCUGUGGUGACAUCCUUUGACAGGGAGGAGAUGGACAGCGCUGUGAUCUCUGUCAACAUCAAGGCAGCCCAGACAGAUGACUCUCUGAAGACCGCUGAUGCUGUUGUGUCAGUCACAGUGGAAGAUGUGAAUGACAACGCUCCAGAGUUUGAUCAGUCUAACUACACAGUAUUCCUUCUGGAAAACUCCCCCGCAGAGACUGUGGUGUUCAAAGCUGUUGUCACUGAUUUGGACCAGGGAGGAUUUGUGGGAACCCUGGAAAUUGUUCCAGAAUCAGCCUCUUUUUCCAUCAGCCCUGAUGGGACGGUCCGAGUGAUAAACCCUGAAACUCUGGACCGAGAAGAAACUGAGACAUUUGUAUUUCAGAUUGAAGCAAAGGAGAAAAAUGUUCCCAACCAAAUUGCAAGAGUUCAAGUCACUAUUAACCUCCAGGAUGAGAACGACAACAGCCCAAUAUUCACCAGCGACAUGUAUGAAGGGAAGGUGUUUGGAAAUCAGACAGUGGGAAUAUUGGUUGUCCAGGUUGAGGCAGAAGAUCUAGAUGAUGGAAGAAACGGGGAGAUCGAAUAUUCCAUUAAUUUCGGGAACAACAAUGGAUACUUCUCCAUCAAUGUUAACACGGGAGAGAUCAGUCUAGCUAAAACCAUUCCACUGGAGGAAAACAGAGUGUUGGAGUUCCCUCUCUACAUCACAGCCAGAGACGGAGGUAGAAUAUCCCGUUCCACCUCAGCACAGGCGAUCAUUCGUGCUCCUGGUAACUCAAAGCCUCAGUUUCUACAAAAACUCUACCAAGGCACUGUAGAAGAGGAACAGGAUCCAGGAGCUCUGAUUCUGAAGGUGAACUUCCUUACAAUACCUUCUGAUUCAGUGACCCUUGAAGUUGUAAAAGAAGCCGACAAGUUCUCCAUCUCCCCCACUGGUGAAGUCAAAACCAAAGUGAAGCUUGAUCAUGAUGAUGCCCCACACAACUACUCAGUGGAAAUCUCCAUCAGUGAUGGUGCCACUAGUGACACUGCAGUCGUGGAGGUUCAAGUCACCGACAUCAACGACAACAGUCCUGUUUUUGCCUCCAGUUCUGUCACAAAGUCUGUCCCAGAGGACGCUAAGGUGGGGUCCAACAUUACGGGCGUUGCAGCCACAGACAAAGACAGCGGCUUUAACAAGGAGAUCAGAUACUCCCUGAGAGGAGGAGAGGGAAGGUUCUUCAUUGACCCUGUGUUUGGGAUGGUAAGUUUGGCUGCUGGGCUCGACAGGGAGACCACAGCAGAGUAUGAGCUGCUAGUGAUGGCUGAAGAUCAAGGUCGUCCUGCCAGGUCUGCCACGGCCACGCUGCUGCUCCAAGUAACUGAUAUCAAUGAUAACAUCCCAAAGUUCUCUAAGGCAGAGUAUCAGCUAGAAGUCUUAGAAACAGAGUCAGUGGGUACAAGCCUUCUCACAUUAUCAGCUGAGGAUCCAGAUGAAGCAGCAAAUGGGAGAGUCACUUACAGUAUUUCCCAGCAAAGCCCUUCAUCUGAGCCUGCAGUUUUUGAGUUGGAGGCCUCCAGCGGGAUCUUGAAGCUUGUCCAACCUCUGAACUACAGCGACGUCAAAGUGUUCAUUCUGAAUGUUCAGGCCUCAGAUGGGGGGACUCCCUCGCUGGUUGGAAAUGGUUCUGUGGUGGUGAAGGUCAAGGAUUUCAACAAUAACCCUCCUAAGUUCAGUAAGGAAAGCUAUGAUGUGGUGGUCUAUGAGAACCUGGCCAGUGGUGCAUCCAUUAUCACACUGGAGGUCACGGACACAGAUGAGGAUGGAUUCUCCAAUGGUCACUUCAUCUACAUCAGUGAUACUUUUGAUAUUACCAAUCAAGGGGUUGUCUCGCUGAAAAAAGACACAACUUUGGACAGAGAGACACAGGACAAUUACAUAUUACAGGUUGUAGCUGUUGAUCAGGCCGCAGACGGUCUUAGCGCCACAGCUCAGCUCAACAUCACUGUCUUGGACUACAACGACAACACCCCACAGUUUCCGAGCAUCCCCUACCCAUUGCAGUUCCCUGAGGGCGAAUAUUCAAAGGAAAAACCAGGAGAAAUUUUCACCAUCCUGCCCACAGACGCAGACAUCGAUCUCAAUGGAGAGGUCACUCUGUCCCUCUCCUCCCCUCACCCCUUCUUCAGUUUCAGAGAGGAUGGGAUGUUGUUGGCUGUUGGUCCCUUGGAUCGGGAGAGCACAGAAGUGUAUGACCUGGUUCUUAAGGCUUCAGACAAAGGCAGCCCACAGAGAGAGAACAUCACCACCAUCAGAGUGAGCCUCACAGACGUCAACGACAACAGGCCUGAGUUCAGCUCCAGCAUCUAUGACAGAAGCAUCCUGCUGAAAGAUGCAGAGACGGGGAUGCUGCUGUUGACCCUGAGAGCCACCGACCAAGACGCCGGGAACAACUCGCUCAUCACUUACAGUUUCUUUGAAGAAGAAUCGCCGUAUUUGGCUUUGAACAGCAAUACAGGAGAGGUUACACUGACCUUUGACCUUGCUAAUGUAACAGAAGACACCCAACUCUCACUGACAGCUGUGGCCACAGAUCAUGGCAGCCCUCCACUCAACACCACAGCUCAUGUGGUGGUGAAUAUAAGGGUUGCCAGUCUGGUAGAAGGCGUGGCCUUUCAGAGCUUUUCCUACAACUUCAGCCUGCCAGAGAACAAUCUGACAGGGGCCACCGUGGGGCAGGUCCUUGCCUCCUCAGGAAGCAACCUGUACGAGGUCUCCUAUUCACUAAAAACACACACAGACCUGUUCUCCAUCAACAGCGAUGGUGCUAUCAUGACCACAAAGGAGCUGGACAAGGAGCAGCAGGAGUGGUACAUCUUGGAUGUAGAGGCUGUGGACACACGGACACCCCCUACAUCAGCAGUGGCGCUGGUCAGAAUUCAGGUGGAAGAUGUAAAUGAGUCUCCAGAGUUCUCCUCAAAGGAUUAUGAAGCCUCCGUGUUCAUGAUCGCCGCAUACAAAACUCCAGUCAUCCAAGUCAAGGCCUUGGACCCUGAUGUUGGAGACAGUAGUGGGCUGGUCUACAGUCUGUCAGAUAGCUCCUCUUUUGAUGUGGAACCAGCCUCAGGUCUGGUGUAUGUGGUGUCAGCAGCCGAUCUGGGUGGAAAAACAGUUCCCCUGGAGGUGAAGGCUACAGAUGGCCAAGGACUUUAUGCCACAGCCACAGUAAAAGUUAUAGUUGAGGACAGUGCAAGCAGCAGCGACGUGACGAUCAUCUCUCUAAAUCAGCUGGCUAAUGUUGUAGAGAGCAAAGUUUCAAAGCUUGAAGAAUCUUUAGGAAAAGUUCUAGGCUGGGUGGUGAACAUAAUCCAGGUGUGGAGCUCUGUUGGAGAAGAAACCCGAAUGUUGAGAGCAUCUGUUAGGACUAUGGUCAGCUUUGUCGCUCAUGAUAAAGGGGAAGCCAUUUCCGCUGAGGAAGUCAGAAAAAAACUGCAGAGUGCAUCUAAUGACGUGAAGGCGGAACUGGUCCUGUUGUUUGGGGACGGAGUUCAUUUUGAUGUAGAGACCGGAUCUCCAAGCUCCACCUCAGACCAGGUUGCAGUCAUUGUUCUGGGGAUUUUGUUGGCUGUGACCGUCCUCGGACUGAUUGUUGCUGUGGUGUUUGUCGUCAGGUUCAAGAGGAAUGGGAAGCGUAAGGAAUCUGACAAAGAGAGCUUUGACAUAGACAGCCAAGCUGACGGUUUCACGAACAUGAAUUUCAAUAAAAACCAUAAAUCAUCUCAGCAGCUUUCCAGGAAUCCAUAUAACAGCACAGCAGAGGACAGAGAAAAGGCUCAGUGGGACAAACGGGAUGGUGAGCAGCAGACAUCAAAGAAGGACAGUCCAAGAUUUAGAGAGCACAAAAACAGCGAGAGUGUUGAAAGUCAUAUUUCUGCUCUCUGAUGUGAGCAUCAGAACUCUCUGUCAAGCUUUAAGCACACCACCGCCAUAAUAAUUUUAGACAAUUUCAUUUUUUAAUGACCUGUGUGACUUUAAUAUAUCCACAUUUAUUUAUCAAGUUAAGACAAAUCUCCAAGAAAGUCUCUAGAGAAUUAUUGUAUGGGGAGUUUCCUGGCCACAGACCCAAAAUAUCAAUGUUCUGAUUCUUGAGCCACAGUUAUCUUGUACCAUGGUGCUGGAAAAAUAGCACUGUCCAUCACCAAAUUACUCCAGGGACGACAAAGUUCCAGAGCAACUUUUAGAACUGUGGGGAAUAAAAAUAACACAUCAAAAACCAAUCAAAUGUUCUCAGUUUGAAUAAUAUUCAAAAAUAACUGUCAGGUAUGUUAAAGAAUAGAAAUCUGGAUAAUUGGAAAACAGGCAUUUUUUAAUGUUUUGUGAAUAUUUUGACUCCGUAGAAGGUUGGAAAUCAAGAAACCAUGUUAUUUAAGGUGGAGAACAUUGACAAACUACCGCAAUUUAAAGGAAUGUUAAGUCAUUUGUUCAUGUUCAAUUGUAAUAAUUUAUUUGUUGCUUUGUAACUGCACUAUAUGGGUGUAGUAUGAAUAGCAUCCACAAGCUUUUCAAAUUUUUCACAUCAAGAAUAUGAAAUGCAAAAUUUACCUGCUGCAGAAGUCGACUAAUAUCUUAUAUGUCCCGCCUCUGGGGUGGGCUUUUUGAUGUUGUACAUAAUCUAAAAAAUUUUCAAUAAAAAUACUCCUGGGAACUGA